GGACAGCAUAUGUUUAACAUUUCUCUCCGCUGAUUAUUUAAUAAGUUUCGCGACUAUUGAAUCCGGCAAAAUUGUAUAGUUUUCUAUAAAAUUUAAAUAAAUAAUUAAUUCGAAUUGUGAUGUUAGCUCCGCGAAUAAUAUCUUGCACAGCAAUUGGGAUUAGGAGAUUAGGCUAUCAAGGGUUUCAUACACGAAAAAUUUCUAAUGUGUUAUUACCCAUCAAUUGGAAUUGCUCGCAAAUAAGCAGACAAUAUAAGAAAAAUAUUUUUGCCAAAGAGAUAACACCUGAUAAACAACACAAAAGUAAAUGUUUUUACGCCACACAACCGGAAAACAAUAACGACAUUAAUAGUUUACAAUGUGUUUACUGUGGUUCCUUAAAUCAACGGAUGAGAGCAGUCAAAAUACUCUCGCUUACUACUAGCUUAGUGGGCUUGGCAGCGCAACCCAUUCUUAUGGAGCAGAGUGCAAAAUUAGGCGGUACUGCUUUGGCAAUUUUUAUAUGUGGAUUUGCCGGCUUCUUUACAUUUGUAACACCGUUGUUGCUUCAUUUUAUUACCAAAAAAUAUGUUACGGAAAUAUAUUAUAAUCCGAAAACUGAAGAAUAUGUAGCGACCACUAUAUCGAUUCUAAUGCAGAAAAUUCAAACAAAGUUUCGUCCCAUUGACGUGAAAGUACCUGAGGUACCAGGAAUGUUUACUUCCUUUUUUGUAGGUAAAAAGGCGUUAUUUGUGGAUCCAUCUAUGUUCGACAAUCCUGAGCAUUAUGUUCGCAUAAUGGGUUACGACAAACCAGUUGAUUUUAAAUUGGAUCUUGAAAAAAACAAAUCGGAUCGAACGCAGUAAAAAAAGUGUUGUAGUGAAAUUCAAUUUAUAUAUAAAUAAAACAACUGUAAAACAAUGACAAAGCCGAA
Glossina fuscipes is the source of this 913-nucleotide messenger RNA. RefSeq names its product transmembrane protein 70 homolog, mitochondrial. Lineage: Eukaryota; Metazoa; Arthropoda; Insecta; Diptera; Glossinidae. Gene Ontology annotation, cellular component: mitochondrial membrane. Bases 120 to 845 code for a protein of 241 amino acids. The transcript has a single exon. The record is from RefSeq and is a predicted model, not a curated record. Gene Ontology annotation, biological process: mitochondrial proton-transporting ATP synthase complex assembly.